Molecule: messenger RNA, 2016 nt
Organism: Scheffersomyces amazonensis
Lineage: Eukaryota; Fungi; Ascomycota; Pichiomycetes; Serinales; Debaryomycetaceae
Gene: ERG11
Product: sterol 14-demethylase
Exons: 1
Coding region: 363-1949 (528 amino acids)
Molecular function (GO): iron ion binding; heme binding; monooxygenase activity
Source: RefSeq, a predicted model, not a curated record
UACACCAAAUGGGAUGUUUUUGUCAUGGCAUGAGUUACCUAUAAGUAUAAAGUAGAGUGUUCCAAUUAGGAAAGUGGGGGAUUAUGUGCAGGAAAACAUCACUGUCGUAUAGGUAAAUAACGCGAUUGUAUACGACACUAUACGGAAGUGGAAAAAAAAGUUGUCAAAUGGUAAAGAGUACCAUUCCGAUUACCCUUGUAAUCCAUAGUUGUCUUAGUGUCAGUUCAUUAUUGUCGGAAGUGUCAGGAGUCAGACAGUUCGUAUCUCGUUCCUUCGUAUAAUAAACUAUAAAAGUCAGUGUAGUUCACUAACUUUUCACAUCCUUAACUGUCAUUCGUUAAUUCCAUUUAAAUUCAUUCAGUAUGGGUGUAGUGGAUUCUAUUGCGGACUUAGUCCUUCAGACUUAUCAGUCAUUUUUAACUUUGACUUUGGGUCAACAGAUCUCCAUCAUCGUAUUGGCACCAUUUGUAUAUAAUUUGGUAUAUCAAUUCUAUUAUUCAUUAAGAAAAGAUCGUGCUCCAUUAGUUUUCCAUUGGAUUCCAUGGUUUGGAUCAGCUGUAACUUUUGGUAUGAAACCAUAUGAUUUCUUUGAAGAAUGUCGUUUAAAGUAUGGUGAUGUGUUUGCCUUUGUAUUAUUAGGUAAAACUAUGACUGUAUAUUUGGGUCCUAAAGGUCAUGAAUUUGUAUUUAAUUCUAAAUUAGCUGAUGUCAGUGCUGCUGAAGCUUAUACUCAUUUAACUACUCCUGUAUUUGGUAAAGGGGUCAUAUAUGAUUGUCCAAAUGCUAGAUUAAUGGAACAAAAGAAAUUUGCCAAAUUUGCUUUAACUAAAGAAUCUUUUAAGACUUAUGUUCCAAAAAUCAGAGAAGAAAUUUUAAAAUAUUUUGUAGAUUCUGACCAAUUCGAAUUAAAAACUCGUACUUCAGGUAUCGCCGAUGUUAUGAAAACCCAACCAGAAAUCACUAUUUUUACUGCUUCUAGAUCCUUAUUAGGUGAAGAAAUGAGAAAGAGAUUUGAUUCUACUUUUGCUCAAUUGUAUGGAGAUUUAGAUAGAGGUUUCACACCAAUUAAUUUUGUAUUCCCUAAUUUACCAUUACCUCAUUAUUGGAAACGUGAUGCUGCUCAACAAAAGAUUUCUUCAGCUUAUAUGGGUUUAAUUAAUAAAAGAAGAGAAACUGGUGAUGUUGAUCCUAAACGUGAUUUAAUUGAUUCAUUAAUGACUCAUUCUACUUAUAAAGAUGGUGUUAAAAUGACUGAUCAAGAAAUUGCCAACUUAUUGAUUGGUAUUUUAAUGGGUGGUCAACAUACUUCUGCAUCUACUUCUGCUUGGUUCUUAUUACAUUUAGGUGAAAAGCCUGAAUUACAAGAAGAAUUAUAUCAAGAAAUUACCGGAGUAUUAAAUCAAAAGGGUGGUGAUAUUAAUGAUUUAACUUAUGAAGAUUUACAAGAAUUACCAUUAGUUAAUAAGGUAAUUAAGGAAACUUUAAGAUUGCAUAUGCCAUUACAUUCUAUCUUUAGAAAAGUUAAAAGAGAUAUUUUAAUUCCAAAUACUAAUUAUGUUGUUCCUACCGGACAUUAUGUAUUAGUUAGUCCUGGUUAUACUCAUACUUCUGAAAGAUUCUUCCCAAAUGCUGAAGAAUUCGAUCCUCAUAGAUGGACUUCUGCUGAAUCAUCAGUAUCUGAAGAUGCUGGUACUGUUGAUUAUGGGUUCGGAGCUAUUUCUAAGGGAGUUUCCUCUCCAUACUUACCAUUUGGUGGAGGUAGACACAGAUGUAUUGGUGAACAAUUUGCCUACGUCCAAUUAGGAACGAUUUUGACAACAUUUGUAUAUAAUUUAAAAUGGACUUUAACUACCGAAAAAGUUCCUAACAUUGAUUUUGCUUCGAUGAUUACAUUACCUGAAGAACCAGCUAAGAUCAAAUGGACUAAACGUUCUACAGCAAGCAUCUAGUGAUACAUUUAAUUAUAUGAAACAUAUAAAUCGUAAUACAUUAAUACAUACUGAUAAAAUUGUAUAA